CCCAUGCGAAUAUGCAAUCCUAUCCUAUUUUUCCUGUGUGUUAUGUUUAUUACUAUUAGUAUUAUAACGCUCUUGGAUUGUGCAUAUGUUAAUAAUUACAUCAAUUAACUAUACUUUUUUUGUCAAUACUUAUACUAUUGUAUUAAUAGUAAUAUGAGCUUGAGUGGGUGGAAACGUAUUCUCUGUUCACGUAAACAACUGCGGAUUGAGAUAACAUUAGCAUGUGGACAAUCAUUCAGAUGGCAUGAGACAAGACCCAAUGAAUGGACCAGCGUGCUUGCAGACAGGGUCUUUACACUAAGCCAGACGGACUCCCACCUUCUCUACAAGGUCCACGGCACCGACUGCGGAGACUGGGAAGAAAUUCCGCUUUUACACGCCGACAAUGCAGACUUGGCAGGGGUUCCACAUUUGCAAACCGAAAACAGACGCUUGGCGGGGGUUCCGCGUUCCACCAAGCGGAAGAACGCGUCUUUUGCCGCCAAGAAUCCGCAGAAGAAACCUCGAGGCGGCGCCACAUCCGGACGCGGCGGCGGCGACCAAAAGGACGGCGUUGGCGCAGCACGACGAGGCGAUGACGAUGGCAGUGAGAACAUACUGCGCGACUACUUCCAGCUGGACAUCGACGUCGAGCGGUUGUACGAGCGCUGGAGCGACGCCGACGAAAACUUCGCUCGGGUGGCGCCGCGCUUCAUCGGCGUGCGCAUGCUGCGGCAGGACCCCGUCGAGAACCUGUUCUCGUUCAUCUGCUCGUCGAACAACAACAUCGCGCGCAUCGCCGGCAUGGUCGAGCGCAUGUGCACGCGCUACGGCGAGCCGCUGCCUGUGGUAGGUGGCGCCACCUAUCACGCUUUCCCCGGCGUCGCCGCCCUGGCGGCGGACGGCGUCGAGGGCGAGCUGCGCGCGCUCGGGUUCGGGUAUCGCGCGAAGUACGUCGCGGCGAGCGCACGUUGGAUCGCGGCGAACGGUGGCGAGGCGUGGCUGCGGGGCCUCCGGGGCGUGCCGUAUGCGAGGGCACAUGCAGAGCUCACAAAGCUGACGGGCGUCGGAGCCAAGGUGGCAGAUUGUGUGUGCCUCAUGUCACUAGAUAAGACUGGUGCCAUUCCAGUAGACACGCAUGUCUGGCAGAUUGCUUCACGUGACUACAUGCCCCAUCUAAAGAAGGUGAAGUCGGUGAAUGACAAGGUUUACAAAGAAAUUGGAGAAUUUUUCAGAGAUCUGUUUGGCCCAUAUGCUGGAUGGGCACAUUCCGUCUUGUUCAGUGCUGAUCUAAAGAAAUUUGAAGAUGCUAGUAAGCCAAAGCAGCAGCCUAGCGGCCGGCCUCCGAUAACAGAGGCCAACUGAUGCAGACAGCCACAGAACAAGUUGCUACUGGGUCGAACACCCCAUCCGGUGGGUGGGUGGGUGGUUGCUAGUAGAAUCCAAGGUCAUUCAUACCACGGCGAUGCAGCCGCGUGUGUGUGUGCGACCCUUGUCUAAUCGGUGCCUACUUUUAACUGUACAGCCGGGUGAACAGACAGGUUGGAAUGCCAUUCAGCGCAUGGUUAUUAUAGCUGUGUGUUGAAUUUUUAAAGUGUUUGUGUUGUGUCGAUCUGUAACAGCAGCACGUAUUGGGUGUCAGGUAUUCAUUUUCACCCUGCCUGCUUCGUUCUCUGUGUGCAAGUCAUGUGCAGCACCACGUGUGUGGGUGCCAACUCUGAACAUACAUGUGCAAUGUAUAGAUUGUAUGCUCACGUGGGAACCUACAUGAUUUCUACCCAAGCAGCCCUGCAAAAUUUCUUCAGCUUUAUGUGGGACUUAAGAAAGCGAGACACCUGUUUUCAGGUCCAAUUCAAGUAUCAAAUCCAAAUCAUAGUAUUUCCAAUUUUGUCAGAUAUCAUGAACAUAUUAUUAAUGUGUGAUUGUGUUUGUUAUCAGGGGUCUGUCAUUAUUAACCCCUGUUAUUAUGUAUUCCUAAUUUAAUGCGUUCCUGAUCACGCAUUUCAUCAGGCAGAUUUAGCAGCUGAGCAGACGUACUAUACUAUACUGGGUUAUUGAUCAUUCCCGACAUUCACGAGGAUUCUUCGCUGGUUUAAUAUAAUUCAAAUUGUCAGAAGUUCCCCACAUUUAGUCUGUUGCCAGAGCAUUUUCCUUUCUGUCCGAUGACCGCACAUAGCACUAAAUACUAUGGCCAUGAACCUAUAUGUGUAGCCUUGUCAUAUAGCCGUGGUUCCUCUGGGAGUAGUGCACGACUCUAUAGGCAGAAUAGUCCUUACAGAGUGUUAUCAUACUCUGCCGGUUACAGAAAUGAAGCUAUAAAUGGAGUGCCUUAUCAAUAAAAUACGUGGCCUUGUGACUGUGUUCUACUAGGGCAUAUAAUCUGCAAUGAUUCCAAAAAAGCUCUCAGUCCAUUUCCGUUUGAAUCCUAAGGAUGUUUCCAUACAUGGAGAACCCCCCCGCCUAGAUGUAAAGCCAUAUACAGUAGCAACAGCCGCUCUGCUACGAAGAAGAUAAUAAAAUGUAGGGAAACGGUUUUUCUCGCCGCAGAGGAUAAAAAUGGACCGGUCGAUACAUGCAACCGGCAGGGAUUUUACUUCGCCUCUUUUCAAAUGCAUUCGUUAACGUGUUCGGUCCGAGAGAGACAUUGAUUUGUGCAAGUGUUCGCGACAAUGUUGUGUCAACGUCCAUUAUAGGUUAUUAGUGCGUAUAACUUGUGUUAUUAUAUACCUGAAGAGCAUGGUACGACUCGGCGCGCUGGUAUACGUAGGGUAUACGGGCACGAUUUUGUCCGGCAUUAGACUGAUGCAGGUGAUUGAGUGAGGUAAUGGCCGUUAUUAUAGGGUGUUUACCCCGUGUAAUGAAGCAGCUUGGGUGCCAGCACAUACAGCGAUUUCUCUUGCCUGCACACAGUGAUGCUGAAGGGGUCGUUGUCGUAUCAGGUACUACAGAUAUGUACCCGAGGUACAUAUAUGUAUACA
Messenger RNA from Priapulus caudatus, 2957 nucleotides. RefSeq names its product N-glycosylase/DNA lyase-like. Lineage: Eukaryota; Metazoa; Priapulida; Priapulimorpha; Priapulimorphida; Priapulidae. The transcript is spliced from 5 exons. The record is from RefSeq and is a predicted model, not a curated record. Bases 154 to 1344 code for a protein of 396 amino acids. Gene Ontology annotation, molecular function: 8-oxo-7,8-dihydroguanine DNA N-glycosylase activity; damaged DNA binding. Gene Ontology annotation, biological process: base-excision repair; base-excision repair, AP site formation; nucleotide-excision repair. Gene Ontology annotation, cellular component: nucleus.